This is a messenger RNA of Lipotes vexillifer (Yangtze River dolphin), 1182 nucleotides long. NCBI's taxonomy places the organism in Eukaryota, Metazoa, Chordata, Mammalia, Artiodactyla, Lipotidae. The record is from RefSeq and is a predicted model, not a curated record.
AUGCCCGGAGAAAAGUAUGAUUGCGCCAAGGACGCAGCGCCGAGGGGAGUGGCCACCCGCAUCCCCGAGCGCGCACGCGCACAGACUCCCGCCGCCAAGUUCUCAGCUCGCGUGGAGACGCAGGGGGCGCCCUCCAUGCGGCAGCCCCGCACUGGGCAGGCGCGAUCUUUAAUGUCUCCGCCCCCGCUCCCCUGCCUCCACCUGCCUGGAUCGUUAGCCGUCCCGCCUGAGAUCCCCUCCAGGUUCAAAUUCGACUGGGUGAAGGUGGACCAGAGGAAGAUAGAGGCGCGGGAGGGCAGGACCGGCUGCGGUGUGGACCAAGGUCACUGCCACCCUGGCUUUGCCCCGGAGCCCAUGGAGCUGAGACCUGACACCAGCAGCAAGGAGAAUGUGCCCCCCAGGCCGGCCACCCCCCUGAGGCCAGAGCAAUGGAGACUCCGGAAGAGCCUGGCCAGUACACAUGGCCGGUGGGUGCCCGUGGGCCAGGCCGAGAGCAGGGGGGCUGCCACCACACCAUCCCCGGGAGCAGCACUGUGCCAGGAGCCCUGCCGAGUCCAGAGCAAACUGACCAGCCCCAGCCUGGGCCUCGCCCUGAGGGACACGACUGGCCAGCUGACCAACUCAAGCUUCCGACAGCAGAGCAACUUGCAGCCCCUGGCCGGGAGGCCCCAAAGAAGAGCCCAGGCGUUUGCCAUCCAGCAGAGCAAUCUGAGUGUCAGGGAGACCAGCAUGGCUGAGUGGGGACGUCGCCUCUGGUCGGGGGCUCAGGAAAGCUUCUGGCCACACAGGAUGCCCGGGGAAAGCCCUCUACCCCGAGGGCCACUGGCUUCCCCAGCCUCCCGCCCGAGGUGGUCCCGGCUGCUGUCCACCAAUACCCCCUGCCCAGACAUUGGGCCCGCUGCAGGCCUGGGCCCGCUCAAAGGGCACACACGGCCGGACCCCAGAUCCCAGUGUGGCCUGGGGGGCUGGACCUCCAGGCUUGUGGGGGAAACCCUCACCCUGGAGGACCUGGCUGUCCCUGCCCAGAGCCGGACUCGGGCUCUGUCCCAAGUUGCCAUCCACCAGCUGCUGGCCUCUGUGCAACGCCUGGAGCACUCGGGCCUGACAGAGAUAAGGCCCGGAUGGCAGAUCCUCGCAGAAUUUCAGGAGAAACGCGGGGACUGCCGCUCCUGGGAAUCCUAA